Molecule: messenger RNA, 38148 nt
Organism: Xyrichtys novacula (pearly razorfish)
Lineage: Eukaryota; Metazoa; Chordata; Actinopteri; Labriformes; Labridae
Source: the annotation of a GenBank genome assembly
CGUACUUAUGUUAGCGAAAGUGAUCGGAGCAACCCAUUUUACGCGUUCAAAAAUGCAGCUUGUUCUGGUGAUGUUUCUGUCAGUGAAAUAGGUUUAAUAUGAUGUGGUGUUUCGUAGACCGCCGUCAGAUGUCAGCUCUCUUCUCGAUGUUUGUUUUGAAUGGAUUAUUGGACACUGUUUGAUACAGCCUACUCCAGCGUCAGGACCUGCAGGUGUGACCAAUCAGAUGCCAGCGGAGGCUCAAAGCGACCAAUCAGGGAGCAGCAGGGGGAGGAUGCGCAGCUUCAAGUGUGGUGGCGACCCAGCAGUGCAGUGACAAGAGGGAUAUGUUGAUGUGAAACUGCGAUUUAAUGUUAAAUGGACGAAGCAGAGAGAAAAAAACAGAUAUCCUGCGUGAUUAUCGACUGUCAAGUGCACUGUGCAAUGAUAACUAAGGAGGCUCAAUCUUUGUUUUCAGAUGAAGCGCUGGUUCGGCUGUCUAUAUCCACCUGUUGCACACAGAAAACAAGUUAGGGGAGAGUGGGGUAAGAUGAGUCAUUUUCCUAUUUCGGAUCACUACAUCAAGGCAAUCAAAGUUUUGUCUCUCACUAGUGUAUCUGCAUUUAUUUCAAGAUGUUGUGCAUCCCUGCAAGCCAACAGAAUGAGUGUAAACAUACCUGUCCUGAUAAUAUAGCGUGCAAAAAAAAAAAAAAGGCCCUCAAGCCUUCUCCUCCUCUUGCACCCUAACCAUGGAUCAGCAGAGAACAAAAGGAGUGUGAAUGUGAGUUUGAUUUUGUUUGAUUCUCCCAAUUUGUAUUAUUUCUAGUAUAGUUUAUUGUCUAAAAUUAUUUCACAAGAUUGCUGUCCAACUAACCCCAAAUUUAUUGAUGAUUUAAAGCCCUGAAGUGGAUGCAUUAAUGAUGUAAGCUAAGUUAACAAAUUUACACAUUAAUUUAACUUUAUAAGUCCUUUUUUAUUUAAAUAUUUUAUGUUGAUACAUCUUAUUUCUAUUUCUUUGAUUGAUUGUUUGAACAGAAAAAAUCAGCCACAGAAGACAAAAGAAAUUAAAACUACUCCCUUCACCCAUGUGCUUCUAACCUUCACAGACUCCAUGAAUUGAUGCCCAUCUCCUAAGUAUUUGGUUACAUGAUCAAUUUCUUUAACCAUUUCCAAGCAACAGGAGGUGGCUGAACUUUCCCUUUGGCUCAACUUACUCCACUCUCCCCCACCAAAGAUAUGGACAAAAAUUUGAUUUUAAAGACUAAUUUUGAGCUUGCAGCCAACUUUAAUGAUCACGAGGCAAAGAGAAGCAGAAUUUAGAAUUUUGUAAAUUCUGAGAUUCGACUGAUUAUAGCAAGACUCAUGACAAAUACACCAAAAUAAUUUAACUGCACUUCCUAUGACACAAGAUUGCAUAUCAUGUACAAGUCUGACUCAAACAGCAAAUGUAAAUGAUUCAAGAGCUGUUCUGGUUUUAUUAGAGGGCAUAUAAUGAGACAGACUUCAGUUAAAUUACAAUGACACUUAUUGAACUCACGCACAUUCACCAUAGAAACAGAAAAACGAUUUAACAAAUACUGUGAAAAGGUUCCUGCUUUUUUCUAACAUCGUGGAAACACGUUGCUUUAAAGUAGAGAGAGUGUAAAUUUGAAUUACAAAGGAAUUACAAAGUAUGGAUUGUGAAGAUAUUUUGUUUUAUUUUCCUGUAGGAUCUCUUCAGCUUCUGAUGUUGCACUUGUUUAGCAGUGAGAACUGCAAUGUUAGAGUUCAAAUUUUCUAUAAAAUUUCAAAGCAUAAGCAGGAUAGUAUUAAAAUUUUUCUAUCAAAACACAAAGCUUAUACACACUGGAGUAGAUUUACAGUUUAUUGUUGAAUUGUAGCUUUAUGAUACAAGCAAGUCACUACCUUUCUAAAUAAGUAAUCUAAGUUUCAUCAGGUUUCCUAUCAAAGAUUACAGAAUAAUAGUUGAGGCAACAACAGCUUUCAUCUGUCUUUUACAACUGCAAAGCUGCAAUGAUGCGUCACCCUUGUUAUUCUGUGUACAGCUUCAUUUAAGGCACACUUGAAUAAAAUGUACACAUAAAUUACAAUAAAUAAGAUAACUUCACCCGUUAUUUGGUCACAAUAGAAAGAGAAUGAAUACAAUGUAAUUCUGAGAACAUGAACAGGCAGGAUAAUGUGGAGUGAAACCUGCUAUGAGACACACUGUAAUACUUCAAGUCUUUUGAGACAGUCUGCAGCUACACUAUUUAACAUUUUUACAUAGUUAUCUCUGUUUAAGACCCAACAACAACCCUGAAUGGAAGAACGGAUCACUGUGUAUUCCCAUCACAGAAAAUAGGAACAAAAUUGCUUUAAACCCAUGGAAGUGAGUGAUUACAUCUCAGAGUAAAUACAGAGUAAAGGCAGUAUGCCUGAAGGCACAACACUGUCUCUAUCCACUGUCCUACCACUGAGGCCGUGCCUGUGAGUCCAUGUUUAUUCCAGUUUCUUAUGUACAUUUUUGGAGUGAAUACAACUGACAUCUUCUCAAAAAAAGUAAUGCUUAUCAAAGGUAUUAGAAAAAGUUAAAAGUGUGAAGACAGGAGAUUAAGGCAGAGUGAGAGGACAGCUCAAACACCCAGUGGACACCUGCUACUGGGAUGAAGGUUGGUCUUGUGCAAAAUAAAACAUCUUGGCCUUUCAAAGUCCUUGAAUGCUUUCAAAAAACUGUUAAAAUAAAACGUUUAGUCUGUCUUUAGGCCAGGCUGGCUGUGGGAUGCAUCAGGGGAUCUGGAUCUGACAGGUGGUUGCGCCAGUUUGACCGGCAGAGCAGCAGGAGCCACUCCAUCGUUGUUGACCAGAGCUCCAUAGGAGAAUGAUCCAUUAAAAUCCGGCUGAACAACCAGGCCUUUAUCAUGGAUGACUGGGACACCUGGGUUGAGAGCACAGGACAGAACAGAUGAAGUUCAAGUAAGUCAAAAUGGAAACACAUCAAUAUAAACAUCUUAAAUUAGAAAUGUAAAGUUAAAACAAACCAUUUGCCAUAUCCAUGGUGACAUACGGCUCAAAGGAUUUGCUCUUUUUCCUGUUUUUGGUAAUGAGAAAGACCCCCAGGAAACAGAAUGCAGUUCUGUACAAAACACAAAAGGAAACGAGAAAAUAUUGCAAGUUUUUUUUUUUUAUAUUUCACUGCAAGUUACUUUAAGUCCUUGUCAAAUGCUUGUUUUCUAUGAUUGAUUGUGGCUCUACAAUAACAUUAUAAGCCUAAACAGUUAACAACAUAAACAUUACCAGGACUUUAAAACUGGCACAGAUAAAUACAAGUCAGCUGUUGUCAAUUUUGUAUCUUGUACCUCAAAAUGUUUUUGUCUGAAAAGACCCAUGAUGGUUUUACACUCACCCCAACAAGUACAUGCAUAUAUGAAGGACAUCUUCAUUCUUAAACUCCAAGUAAAACACAGCUCCUGAAACCAGAAGAGAAGAAGGUUCUAUGUUGUGACUGCAGAGGCAUCAGGAAUGAGCAAAGCAGCCCGUUAAUGAGACCCCAGAGCGCUCCUCUUUGUCCGGUGUGCCGAGCAGCGUUUUGAAUUUGCCUGUCAAUCCAGGCACAAUUAAAAUCAUCAGCCAAGAAUAUCAUGACUCACCUGCUACAACAGCCAAGAUAGUGGAAAGGAUGUAGUUGACACUGGCGAUCAGACAGGAGUCAUACAGUUUACAAGCAUGGGACAGAAAUCUAAAGAGGACAAAUCAGACAUGAAAACAUAAACAAUGUAGGAGUUAAGGCGAAAAGCACUGUGCAAACCAAACUCUUUGCUGAUUUCAGGAAACUGCAACGUCGCUUCCACUCACCUGGCCUGGAAGAUCACUGAAGCCACCAUGCACACAAACAUGACAGAAAAGAUUGGGUAGUCCAGCUGCAUCGUGCCCUCAAAGGUGAGAACCAGCAUACCUGACACCGCCUUCACUGUGAUGACUGUGACCGAACCUGUGAACCAAUGAAGUAUGUUCGGUUAAACACAGAGCAAACAGAGCUGAGGUACUCUUGGAGCAUAAAAUAUGACAAUGCAUUUUGAAAAUGUAUUGCAGAUACUCCAUUUCACAUAAAUCACAGAAUUGAACAGCUUUGAUGCCAGAGACUCACCCAGCAGAGCGACCAGCAUCAGAAUAACAACGAGGUAGUUAGCACGGUGCUGUUUAUAGAAAUACAACAGCAGGCAGAAUGUGAUGAUCUCCAGGAGCUGUCAGUGAAAAUAAAACCAGAAGUUAACACCUUAUAAAUAUUAUAUCAACAAAGUAAAAUACACAAGUAAGCUUGGCAGUGACUGACAGAUCCAAUAACAGCUCAAAUAAUCAUAAAGCUAGAGGCGAAUAAUUAUGAGAUAUAAUAGGUGAAGGAUCAGAUAUUUACAUUAGGUGAAACAAAACAAGCACUAUAAGAAGAAGAUAUAGUUAACAGAAAAAACAAACACAAGUAGAAGAUUCUAUACUGCAGCUCUGCAAGGCGUACCAGUUUAUUUAAGCUCAGUUUAAUCGCUGCAUCUUAUAUUGUUGAAAAGGAAAUAUCUCACAUAGUGUCUCUCAGCUGAAAUUCACAGUUCCUUUUAAUUAUAAACUCUGUUCCACUUUGCAAAUGCAGUUAUUAAUUAUUUGGCAUACUGCAUUAAGUUAUUGUCUUAGAGGCUUUUACCUUUUGCCAGUUUAAAUAAAGAUGCUAUGUCUGUGACUAAUGCAGCAGAAAUUCAGGGUGGGACCAGACAACCUUUCUUUGUCUCUCUCUUUAAAUGUUAAUAAUGCUGCGGUGUUUCUUAGACUCUGGCUGCUGAUUCCACCUGAUCUGACUCACUUGUGCUUUUAUAAUUAUUGGCACUGUUGAACAGCAACUACCUGAAUGUGUCGGUAAAGACUCACACGUACACAAGGUGAAGAGACAUUUAAGACAAUGAAGGAAAAGGAUGCAAAAGGGGACCAGUUCCCAUUUUUAAACACAAUCUCUAUUAUUGUUUGGCAGCAACAUCUGACUCAGCAGUUUCAUUUCAGUUCAUGUACUCAGUGGUGGUGUAUUAAAAUGAACUCACCAGGUACAAGAGUACGGGCCAUCCUACAAUGUGCUUCACAAUGUUUUCAGCUUUGAGUUUCUCAUGAGAGUUUGGGCCAAAUGCUACAAAGAGAUAUGUUCCUCCUAUGGUGAGGAUGACUCCGAGGACGGACAGUCCAAAACGCUCUGAAAUAACAUUGAAAAGCCAAGCAGAGAUAAAUAUGUUAGGACAUUCAACACAACAUGAAAACUAUAUGGAAAAAAAUCACAUCCUUGUUGUAACUGACACAUACUUUCCCUUUCAAAGUUAAAACUACAUAUUUGACUGACAUCAUUUCUGAAUCAGGUUGAUAACAGAUUUCAAUACAAUGGCAUAAGCUUGAUAUACUGUACAUGUAAGUGUAAGUGCUACUGCACUCCUAUCAUUACUGACAGCUAUACGCUAAACUUACUUGCAAAGUCCUUGGGCUUGGAUUUUUCUCGUAUAAAAAUGAGGCCCAAAAUUGAGCUUGCUGAAAAACAAAGAAAAGAGGAAACUGUUCACAAAAAAUGUCUUUUGCAAACACCCUUUUUUUUUUUUUUUUAAACCAUCAUUUCAGUGGUUUUGUUUACACAGAUAUUGUUUCAAUGAUUAUAACUGUAUCUAUUUCCAAAAAAGCUGACACAAAAACAUAACAGGACAUUAACCAAACACUCACAAAGGACAGACACAGCAUUAAGAGGUGCUACGAGAGCCAGGGGAGCGAAGGCAUAAGAGACAAAGUUUGCCCCCUCUCCGAGACAGGUCAGCACGAAACCACACCACCAGGUUUUGGUGCAGUAAAAGGCACGCGAGUCCUUGGUUCCUGCUAAUGUCACGUGGCUGUAUUUCUGAGAGAGAAAGACACAAUGACAAGGGUAAACACAAAGACUACAGCAGAAGUAAGUAAAGCAAAGCAAACAAAAUAAGGAGGCCUUAACCAAACAUAUGCAGAAAAAAAGGUUUUGCAGUAAGGAUGGGCUUUAGACGAAUACAAUUACAGAUUUAAUGACUGAGAGGGAACAUUGUAAUAGUAUCAGGUCAUAUUGAAGACUGAUAAGAAAUACUGUUCAAUAAAGGGUUAUUCUAACAAUAUGACAAGCACAGACAUCUAAUUAGACAUGACAAAUUUAGAGUUCAGCGGUAAAACUCAAAUCUAAACACAAAUAAAAAUGCUUAUGUGACAAAUGUGGCACUAAAAUAUACAUUAGAGGAUACUGAGGUGAUUCUUACCUGAAUUGUUAAAGAGAUGCUGACGAGCAAGUUCCCAAAAAUAGCCAAUAAAGUCCCGAUGAGAUUAUCCUGAAUAGAAACAGAUCAUUAAAUCAAUAAAGUUAGGUUACCUUAGAGUCCUGUCACACAAUAGUGUAAUCCAGCUCAUAAACAAACACGUCUUUUGUGUGUCUUUGUUUACCACUUCCUAGUAAACUUCGACCCAUCUGCACUUUAAAAUCUUAUCUGUACGGGUUAAGUGCCAUAUUGAAUGUUAAACGUAAACUGAAUAGACACUUGAAAUAGCAGUUUAAUGGCUAAAAUAAGACAAAAAAUGAAGUACACAGACGAUUAAAAGCUCAACAACUGUUUUUGUGUCUCACCGUGUAAGAGCCUCCGUCGGCUCUGCUAAAAUCCAUCUUACUUUCCUUCAGCGGCAGUUUAUUAAUCUCUCACAGUCAGCAGGCAUUCAAUAACUAGAUAUUUUAUCAUCCCACUGAGAAAUUAUCUUUUAAUUCGCAUUUCUUUGGGUUUAUCCGACUCUACGCUGAGGAAGGCACCAUCUUUAGGACCGAGGUGCAUCUCACUUCCGGGGCUCGAGUCCACCUGCUUCGGGCUACGCCUUGACGUACGGCGGUGACGCAUGGACCACGUGACGGGAAGGUAGACAAGAUGUCGUCUAUUUUUUUUUUUGUAAUUGAAUUAUAAACAAACAAACAAGGCCUUUAUUUAUCAUAAAAGAAAAAUAUAGAAUACGUGCCUUAGAUUGAGCAUAAAUAACAUCAAAAGAGAGAAAAAAAAACAAUUUCAAUGUUAGAGGUCAUUCUAUAUCAAUUCGAACAUUUCUAGUAAAGAAAAUAGACGUAGGGCUUUCUUGUCUGUAACAAGUUUUAAGGAUUUACAAAAAAGUAGCAGCUCAUUCUUCCAGUGAGGUAGGCAUGGUCUUGUUUUAAAAUAUCGACACUUGUGAAUGAAGAACUUCCCCAAAAGCAACAAAGCAUUUAGAACAAAAUCCAAGUUCCUAUCCUCAUUAAAAACACCAAACAAAAUAGUUUCUGCUGACAAACGGAAGUCAAUGUUUUUGGACCACAACCAGCUCCACGUUACUCCAGAAGGGAUGUACCGCACUACAGUGAAAAAACAAAACAAAACACAUGGCUCAGGUUUUCAACAUCCACAUCACAAAACACACAAUUAUUUGCUUCAAAGUUAAACCUUAAUCUUGAAAAUGUGUUUGUAGGAUAGAUUUCAUUCAAGAUCUUGAAAUGGACUUCUUUUGCCUUUGGGAAAGGAGAUAUAAUUCUUUAUCUUUUAAAUCUUAUCCAAAUCAAAUUGCUUCAAAAUAUACAUCCUUUUAUUUGGGCUAGAGUAAUAUUCGUUUACCAGCGUAUUCCGAGAGCUUUGUUGUUAAAUUUUCGACUGUGGAAUAUCGAACAUCUUCUCUCACCAUCGCCCUCAGAGAGAUGGGUAUUGCAUUUGUCAUUUUUGUAUAUUCCUUCACAUUACAUUGUAUUUGGUAUUUUGUUCAAAAGUUGCAACAAGUUCCCAUUUUCAUCUAACAAGUGAGCAACAGCCCAGACUUCUUUUGAAUUCCAUUCAUCCUUAUAAACUGAAUUUCUAUUAAUCAAUAUGUAUCUAUCAUUCCAGAUUGGUGUAUUGUGUGGAGUAAAAUUAUGACAGUAAAGCAAUUUCCAGUAGAGACCUGGUGAGACUGCAGCCCAUUUACAUACCUAUGGUGAAGAAACAACCCCCCACCAUCAGGUAUGUUAAGAGGUGGUCUGAGGAGGCCACUGAGGCGCUGCAGGACUGUUUUGAGACCACAGACUGGGAUGUACUGUGCGGCCCACAUGGUGAUGACAUCGACACCAUGACUGACUGCAUCACGGACUAUAUUAACUUCUGUGUUGAGAACACCGUACCCACCAGGAAAGUACGGUGUUUCUCCAACAGCAAACCCUGGGUGACCCCGGAACUGAAAGUCCUCCUGAAGGAGAAGAGGAGGGUCUUUAAAUCUGGGGACAAGGAGGAGCUGAGGAGGGUGCAGAAGGAGUUGAAGAAGAAAAUCAGAGAGGGAAAGGCCAGCUACAAGACCAAGAUGGAAAACCUUUUGCAACAGAACAACGCAAGGGAGGUCUGGAGAGGCCUAAAAUCCAUCUCAGGUCAUAGCAGGGGCCAUGAGAGGGGAUCUGAAGCAGGAGACAGGGAGUGGGCCAACGAGCUGAAUCUGUUCUUCAAUAGAUUUGACUCUACUCCCACUCCUCCCCCGACUCAUCUAACCAACGACCCGUCUGCUGCUCCUCCUUCUUCUUAUUCUUAUUCACACCACCUCAGUCCCAUGGCACCGACACCAUCAACCCCCUCCACUCAUCCUCCACCACCCCCUCCAGCACCACCCCCAGCCUCUCCAUAACAGCUGACCAGGUGAGAAGUGAGCUGAGGAAGAUGAAGCCAAGGAAAGCCACGGGUCCUGACGGCAUCAGCCCCAGACUCCUGAAAGACUGUGCAGACCAGCUCUGUGAGGUGCUACUGCACAUCUUCAGCUUGAGCCUGAGUCUGGAGAGGGUCCCAACACUGUGGAAGACUUCCUGCGUGAUUCCUGUCCCCAAGACAGCGCACCCUAGGGAGCCCAACCACUUCAGACCUGUGGCCCUCACUUCUCACCUGAUGAAGACUCUGGAGAGGAUCGUGCUGAGGAACCUCCGCCCCCUGGUGAGCUCUCAUCUGGAUCCUCUGCAGUUUGCGUACCAGCCGAACAUCGGGGUGGAUGACGCAGUCAUCUACCUGCUGCAGAGGUCCAUGGCUCACCUGGAGAACACUGGCAGCACUGUGAGGGUCAUGUUUUUUGACUUCUCCAGUGCGUUCAACACCAUCCAGCCUUCACUGCUCAGGGGGAAGCUCGAGCGGGCGGGAGUGGACUGUCACCUAGCCGCAUGGACCGUGGACUACCUCACCGACAGACCACAGUUUGUGAGGCUUCAGAACUGUGUAUCAGACACGGUGGUCUGCAGCACGGGGGCUCCACAGGGGACAGUGCUCUCCCCCUUCCUCUUCACCCUGUACACCUCAGACUUCAGCUACAACUCUGGGAGCUGUCACCUCCAGAAGUUCUCUGAUGACACAGCCAUCGUCGGAUGUGUAUCGUCAGGGGACGAGCGGGAAUACAGGACUGUCAUCACUGACUUUGUCAACUGGUGUGGCACAAACCACCUCCAGCUCAACGCCAGUAAGACAAAGGAGAUGGUUGUGGAUUUCCGCAGGAGGGGGACACCUCAAACAGUUCCAGUGAACAUACAGGGUCUGGACAUCGAGAUGGUGGAGUCCUACAGAUUCCUGGGUGUCCACCUCAACAACAAACUGGACUGGUCAACAAACACAGACGUUCUGUACAAGAAGGGCCAAAGUCGUCUCCACCUGCUGAGGAGACUGAGGUCCUUUGGAGUGUGCAGGACUCUGCUCAGGACUUUCUAUGACUCUGUGGUAGCAUCUGCACUUUUCUAUGCAGUGGUCUGCUGGGGGGCAGGGAGCACCGAGAGGGACAGGAAGAGACUGAAUAGACUGGUCAGGAGGGCCGGUUCUGUCCUGGACUGCUCUGUGGACUCCCUGGAGGAGGUGGGUGAGAGGAGGAUGUUAACAAAGCUUAUAUCCAUCAUGGACAAUCCCUCUCACCCACUGCACCAGACUGUGGGGGCUUUAGGCAGCUCCUUCAGCAGCAGACUGAGACUCCCACCCUGCAGGACGGAGCGCUACCGCAGAUCAUUCCUCCCCUCUGCAAUAAGACUUUACAAUGAACAGUAACAAAACUGGAUUUACACCACCACUUUUUUUAUGGCAUUUAAAUUGUGUAUAUUGCAGAAAGCUUUAUUUUUUCUUCUCCCUUUUCUCUUUUCAAUUUUUUUUUUUUUCUUAAUUAUUACAUUUAUUAAGUUCUUAAUAUUAGGACCCUUAUUGUUAUAACUGCAUUUUGCACUUUCUGUCUUGUCUGUGAUGCUGCUGUGACAAAAAAAUUUCCCCCAUGGGGGAUCAAUAAAAGGAAUAUUCUAUUCUAGAAGGGCUUGUUGAUGAAAAUCAGAGAGUGUAACCGGUAACAAUUUUCAUUAAAAAUCACAUCGUAGCAAAAAACCUAUUCCACCCAGUUUUUUGAAAAUUAGGAACAGUGAACCAAAAUGAAUCCCUAUCCGUUAGAAAAGAUUUCAGCCAUUUUAGUUUUAAGACGCCAUUCAUAACUUCAAAAUCAAAGGAAGUCGGCUAUUUACAAAGUUGGUCUUUAAAAUGUCUUUAAAACGGACUUAAAGCUCGUAUGUGUAUUGUAACUCGAAUCUUAAAAUUUACUCUCAUAGUUAUUUAUCCAUUUUAAACAAAUUCCCUACUUUUUUCUGCUUUAUUCAGAGUUGACAAAAUUACAAUUCCAAACAUAGCAGAAUCAGUUCAAUACAGUAAUUUCAAUAUUGAAAUAACAUAUCAGUGAGAAAUACUUAACAAUAUGGGAAAGCAACAAUGCAUGUAGGGCAAUGAAAUUAAGUAGAUAAAGUAGUGGAGAACAACAAGCAAACAGAAAAAUAAAAGUAACUUAAAACAAUUUAUGCUAUGCAAAAUUUUACAGGGGGUUUUCUCUCUUUUUUUUAAAAACAUUUUUAGCUGUUCAUAUCAGUGGGAAAAUUCUUUAAGUUAUCAAAACUUUUGUUCCUUCAAACCAGUUAACGUUUGAUACAUUUUAAAUUUGUUUAUGAAAACAAUAAAUCUGGGGGAUGAUCUCAUAACUUUAUUCUUAUGGAUGAGAUAUUUGGCAAGACAGAAGAUUACAUUGCAACAGAGUUCAUCAUUUUUAUUUGGUAGUAUCAUUCCAAAAGUAACAUUAUUGAGAGAAAUGCAUUGUGGACAUACUGUUAUUUUUUGUUUAAUCCAUUUGUGAAUGUUAACCCAGAAUGUUUGUGUUAUGUUACAUGAGAAAAAUGUAUGGUCCAUUGAUUCAGUAUCAGUUUCACAAUCACAUGUUGUCUUCUAUAUUAAAUCAUCGUCUGAGUAGUUCCUUUAAGGGAUAGAUGUUAAUAAUAAUUAAUAAUCUUAAAGUUGGUUUCUUUUGUUUUGGGGGUUAUCAGGAAUUUUAGAAACAUUGUUCGUAGUUUGUUGGUUAAAUCUUGAUAAACAAAUUCCCAACUUAAGUCUGGUGAGGUCCAGAUAUUAGGUUGCAGUACCACUUUUGGACAGUAGGCUGCAACAUUGAGCUUAGAUGAUCCUAGUGCACCACAGAGGUAAAGAGAUAUAUCUGUUUAAUUAGCACUCAAAUGCCAUUAAAUUCUCAGCUCUCAUCCAGAGCAUUUCUGUGGUGUUAUUAGCCAGACUCCCAGGACAUUUCUGAGCCUAAUUAUUUCCCAGUCUCCAAUAAGACAAAGCUACAUGCUCAUCAUCAGUAAGGGGACACAUAAGCCAUCAUAGUGAUCCUUAAUUUCUCAAAAUGUUCUCAAAUGUAGACAGACAUCAAAAAUUAAUAAUAGAUGAAUAGAUAGAAUAAAUAAAAAGUAAGGAGACAAAAAUAAGUUCUGCAAUAAAGUCUAUCUUACCAUGGCGUCAUGAAAUCCUGACUAACAGCUCUGGUAUGUUUUUCCCUCUGACUGUCAUUGCAGUCGUGAAAGAGGGACACACCACAGUACGUCAACACUUUUUCUAUAACAGGAGCUGUGGCACAAAACAAAGGCAGGUCAAUGAAGGGUGUUACAAAGGUUUUUUUUUUUUUACUUGUACCUGUUACAGGCAGGAAUCAUGCGACUGACAUGAUUAGUCAUUGCCUUCACACGCAGUGUUUGGAGGAAAUAAGGCAAAGGGUAAUAAAAGUCCGAACUCAGGCAGCAGUACAACAAAUUAACCGUAUGUCACUUAUUGAAGGUAACUUGAAAAACAGAAAAAGCUUUGUUUAAUUCUAGUCUGAGAAGCAAACUUGAUUACUGUGUGUAUAAUAAGGGGAAGGACCCAUAAUUUUUUGACCCAACCUCUGGAAUGACAUUCCCUCUUCCCAGCAGAGGGAGGUCAAGGCCUGAAGUCAGUUUUUUAAUCAAAAGAUACAAGUGAAAAUCUUCAUAGGAAUUAUGAGCUGCUCUCUUGUGUCCAAUUGUUCCUAUUUUGCUAUGACAUCAAGAGAUAACAUAUUUGUGCAAUUUUUGCAUAUUGCCCAGGUAAAUAACUGCAUGUUUUUGCAUGCAUAAAAUAGUUCAUACAUGUAUUUAAACACUGGUUUAGUUUGAUGGUGGGUACCUCUGUAGGAUAAGGACAAACACAAUACAGUCGCUCUUAAUAUAACACAUAAUAGGCUUAAGGACAUGAUGUAGGAGCAGCACUGAAAAGGCCAUUUCAAAAUACACUUCAUCUGAUUGAUUGAAAAGUCAAGAAGCAGUGUGUAGCACUGAAGUCUUUAACCUAAUUAUAAAAAGAGCAAGAGCUAAAUCAGAUUUCAAUGCUGCCUCUCGAAAUUGAGUUUUGACUCUGGGGAAAUAAAUCAGACGAGUCCCAGUAGGUCUCUGCAGUCUGAUGAUCAAGCAGCAAACAAAGAGCCGAAUAAACCAGCUGCUGUCACUUGCAUUAGACGCUGAAAAACAUCAAAAAACAUCAUCCCUCUCCAAACUACAAAGCCUUUAUUAUGGCCCCGCCUGGUACUCUUUAAUGUCCUACAUGACUUUUUGGAAUGAGACAAGGUGUUACGGCCUGUAGUUAUUUAUCACUCAGACGUUGAUUGCAGCUCUUAGUCUUUUGGAUUGGGGGGUAAGAUAAAUAGAGGCAGUGAACAGGUGCUUUUCUCCUCAGGGUGUUAACAGGUGUGUGGAGGUAUGCAGGUGAAUCUCUUUUUCCACUGCAUUAGCUCACAUGAGCACCAAUCAUGUUAUUCCAAGUGGCUACACCUUUCAAUUAACUUUAUUAUCAAUGUGCCAAGAGUGCAAUUACAGUAAUCAAAAUAAAUAGAAGAAUGACAUGUUGGAUAAGGUCGUUAAUUUAAGGACUACCUUUUUUUUCACAAAAAGAAGAGUUUAAUUCAGUUCAUUGGCAGAGUUAACACGUACAUGAGUUUAACUGUGAUAUUAUAUACAUAUACAUAUACAUAUAUACAGAUGAGUGUAGAUAAAUUCUAUGUAUGAUAAAAACUAAAACCUGCAUGUACCAUAGACUGUACAUAGAAUGGACAGAGUCUGCCUCCUCGCUUGGUGAAGCCACUCCGAGAACAGCACCCUCUGGUGACUGGCUGCAGUAUAGGUCAUAAAUCCCGCCUCCGCCAGCAAAGCUUAUGGAGCUGUGGACAAACUUUAGAAAUUUAUUACACAGAACAUAUUUUUUUUCUCCCCCCUGCUUGUGAUGUUGACAUGUAGUAAAUGUUGGACUGGUUUGUGCUCAAGUCCUCUUUUUUCUGUGAAGCUGUGUUUUUAAAAGUUAUUAGGGGGUUCAUGUUUGCUAUGAUUGACACCUGAUACAGCCUAUGGGCAUUCAGGGAUUGAGUAGCUCUCCCGGGGGAUACGCUGUUUGAGCCGAACGUCAUCACAGCGACUCUCGGCGACUGCGCGGCCGAAUGUGCGCAUCGCUACUGCGCAGCGCUGGUUUCAUGAAAUUAAGAAAAAUCCCGGAAAUACCGAGAGCCUUUGGCUUCAAAUCUGUAUACAGGCGGUAGGCGGAACCAAGUUGUCCAUAGUAUAUACAGUCUAUGGCAUGUACUCAUUGUUAUGUAUUGCAAGAUUUAUUGCUCAUAGUUGCAGAAGUAGCACACGCUCGUUGAGAAGAUACUCAUCUGCUUUUGACUUAAUUGACACUCAAAGUGCAUCACAUACAAAUCAAGAUGCAGCAUUAAAGAAAGAAACAUUUUCUGAAAUUAACAGUGAUCCCCUGCAAAAGGAAAACAAGACUUUUAUCUACAUGAACCAAAAGUCACUAAACAUGCAAAUACUCAUCGUAAAUAAAGAGUCAAGAUUGAAUUUUAGUGUCUUAAGGUCAUGCUAAGUCCAGAAGUUGUGGUGUGUUUUAUUACCAAAGACAUCAGGUCAUGCUUAAGAGUGAACAGACCUGCUCAGCAUCACCUGUGUGAGUAAGAGAGUGUGUGAAAGAAAGAGUGAGAGGGAAAGAGAACACUUGGACUCCUCUGCAUCUUGUCAGCCAACAAAACUACUUAAUAAGAGGAUUUUGAAAAUUUUAUUUAACAUUCAAUGUAGGAGUUCAGUGUAUGAGAUAAGUCACCUGCUAUUUCAAGGCCCUCUUUUUAGUGUUCAGUAAAUACCUGAAUGGCAUCAUAUUAGGGGAGGAAUUCUCCAGGCACAUCAGCUGUCAGAGACUGGACUUUUAGUUGACUUACCUCUGUAGAACAUGGAAACAUGGCAUUACCAACAGUACCAACUACAUUGAUAGUAAAGGCGGUACCCAGACUGAUGCUCAUGCAUUUAUAGACUUGUACGUGUCAAUUUGGUUCUAAGUGACAAAGUUCAGGGGUCAAAGUGCAGACUUAGUUGCAGGUUUUUGUUACUUUUUUGCUUCAGGCCUCCAAGUAGUUUCCAUUGACAUCUUUCUUUUUUCUUAUAACUUUUGCACUCUUUGCGUCAGGUUGAGGCACCUUGAAGUUUUUAAAAUUCUUCUGCAUCCUCUAAUUUACAGGUGACGGGGAGUUUUGUUGGCCAACGUGUCCUCUAAUUUCCUUCUUCUUGGCCUUCACCCUUUUGUCAGCCCACCAAAAAACUGAGAUUUAAUGAUUGUUUUGUGUGAACUAUCAACAAAAUAUUUGCAGUAUCUGUUACAUCCCAUGCGUGGGUGCCAUCUACCAUCUCCAAAGGAAUGCGCGAACGUUAGCGGCAAACACGACGGUGUGUAUUUUAAUAACUGCUGGGCCAGUUUUAAAAAACCAAACAGACCAGCAUCCGUUUGUAAUGACUGAAGAAUGUUUGUACGUUAGAUAGGAACAGGGAAUGAAAGGGGACGUUUUCACGACUGUAUGGCAGCGAUGAACAGGAAGUGGCUUCUCCAUGAGGUGAUACUCCAUCCUGUGGAGGAAUGUGAACACGUUACAAAGCAGUGGUGGAAGAGCAGGCUUUUCCUAAAUCCUCUGCAUGUCCAGGCCUGUCUGGGACGUGAAGUGACUCACAAGUGACAAUGACAACAUUAUAAGUGAAGAUCUGAGGACAAUUAGACGCAACCUGUGGCAAUGGGUGUCGCUGAUUGUACUAACAAAUCUACUUUCCUUUGUGAUUUGCGGGCAUCCCUCCAGAUUUCUGGUUUCGACGACACUGCGUGUGCUUUUUAAUCGUGUGCCAAACAGGAUGAAGAAACCUGUGCCACAAAAGACUGUCUGUUAUUAGAAGCGAUGAUUAAAUGGGUAUCACAUUUUUAUCCUUUUUGUUUGCUCCCACAAGUCUCCUGAUGAAGAUCUUCUCAAACACACUUUUGAAUUUACAUAAAAAGUUCAAUUUAAUUCACUCCAGCUGUGUAAAAGAUUUGUACAGCUAAUCCCCCUCAUUCUAGCCCUCAGCCUUCGACACAAGAACAACCCAAUCCCCAGCUUUGUUCAAAUUCACACAGAUUAUCCACGUUUAGUCAGCUCAAUUACCCCAAACCCCUGUUAAUAUUUUACAACAAUGGAGGAAGCAUGCACCAAAAACCUCUUUCCUUUGAGAUAAAACCAGCAAAAACAGUCCAUCUCACUUCCUGUAGAGACCAUCUGCAUGCUGGACUUUGUCAUACCUGGCCAUUAUGUGUGAGAGGAGAAUCAGGACAUGCUAAUCUCUGUAAUUAGGGAUUUCUUAUGCAGGAAUACAGGCAGGAGGUUACAGAAGCUCCUGUCCCUGCUUUAUUGAAGACUUUAGACAGCUUGUCAGAUGGAGAUGAGUAAUUAAAAUACAAAUAUAGAUCAUAAUUUAAACUGAUUAUGCUGUAUGGACUUACCAUAAAAUAUAUUUUAUUUCAGGGGAUGUUCAUAUUGGAGAAACUACGGUAUUACAAAAUUAUCAAUGAUGUUUCAUUUUCUUUUACAAAUGCACUCUUCUCAGAAAAUAUUGUCACUGUGUGUGAUCUGGAUUUCCCACUACUCAGAAUUUAUACCCAUUGUGAGGAGGUUUUCACCCAAUCAGAAUCAAGUAUUCAAGUCGAAUCGUAUAUUUGUUCUUUAUUUCAGGUUAUAUCAGUGGAAUCGUUGUUUGCACUGAUCUAUUUGGUUUCUCAGAUCUCUCUCUAACAAACAUAUGAAUUAGAUCUCCCAACUCGUCUGACAUUAAAACCUCCAAUUCAUGUGAAAUAACUGGCCCAUCAGCAUUCCUGCUUAUCAAUGACUUAUUCAGAUAUAUCUGUUUCAGUAGGGAGUUAUGAUGCAUUACAGUGACUCAGGGCAACAGUUAUAGAAGAAUGACUUCAAACAGUCACUGAACUGAGUCAUGAUGAAAUCCUCCUAAUGAACCUGCAGUAUUUACAUCAGAUUGAGCAACAAUUUAACGGACAUUUCUACCAGAUGAUUGGGCUUUUAAUCUUACGUAAUGCUAAAAAAUUUAAAGUAACAUUACAGCAGAAUAAAAUAUUUGUGUUCAGUUUUAGGAAUUAUUGUUAAUAUACUUAGUCGAUAUCAGUUUUCCUAUGUUAGCUGUCAAGCUUUGAGACAGUGACAUUAAAACAGUGUUGUGAGAGCCCGCAUAUAACACAGCUCACGUCUGAAGCCUUUGUUAUCAUUCACCCGCAGUAAUAAGAGAAGAAAGAUAACACUUGGUCUCAACUGUUGACCUCUGUAAACCUUACACAGCUUAUAUCGCUGCAGUGAAAUACAAUGAGAGCUUCUGUCAUGUUUUCUAUCAUACAGCUACAGUAGAUAGUUGAGAGUGCACUGUUCCUAGAUUACAUUAAGAUUGACCUUGCGUGUGUUGCCUUCAAGCAACCGUGCAGAUUUCGUCUCAUCAGACACAUCUUUUUCCAGGUCAAACAAAGGAGUGUGGGUUCAUCUGUUUUUGUGUCAGGGAUAGAGAGAGCUGUCGUCUGUCUGAAACCUGAGGAGAGAGAGAGGGGAGCGAGCGAACAAAAGCUUGUGUUUGAUUUUCUUUUUUCUCUCUCUGUUGUCUUUGCUAGUUCCUUCAUAUUUUCAGUGCCCUGCAAUCAGGGCAUCUUGUUAGCUUUGGAUUCAGGUUAAACUUGUUGCAGGAGACGACAACUCCCUCCCUCCUUCCCCUCUUUUCUGUCUUAACACCCCCCCCCCCCCCCGACCCUCUCUUGCCACCUCCACCUUCUUCAUCCACACCUUCUUACCUACCCUCCACCUCUAUACAUCCACACCUCUGCCUUGAUUUGCGUUUUUUUCUUUUUAACAGGUGACAGGAUGCAUUUGUCUCAAAGGCAUGACUGUCUCUCCCUGCUUCCUUCCCUCUCUCCCUCCCUGCCUCCCCCACCCACCCUCCCUCCUCGCCUCUCCACACCUUGCAACAGGUGGAUUCUUUUUCAGAGGAGGCUUAAGUCUAAAAUAGCAGGUGCAUGUCUUCCGGAGAAGACUGUGUUUAUAUGAACUAAAGUUACCCAACAUUUUUCUUCAGCUUUAUUUAAACAAUAUUUCACUGACACUCUGAAAACUCACAGGGACUUCUUUUGGCAGGAAACAUCUGAUGCCUUUUUCAGCUCAUAAAGCUUCACUGAUGUCUGGAUUCUUGACUUCUUCAGAUUUCUACAUUAAACCUCCUCGCUUUAUAGUCUUCUCUGUUUUAAAAGUUGUGUAGACUUUUAGUAUUCGGAAAAUGUUCAUCAUCAUUAAAACUAAAACAUCUGACUCAACAUAUACCUAUUGAGCAUUUUAGUGUGUCUCCUGCAGUCAAUAACUCUCUCGCACUCCCAUAAGGUGCUUUGAUAAUGGGAGUGGUUCUCAUUAUCGUGUUGAAAUAGCUCUAAAACUAUUUGAAACUUCACGUGUAAUAACGGUCUUUCUCUGCUGCUUUGAUUACUUCAUACUCUCCAGGAAGUUCUUUAUCUGGUUUGCAGGAAUUAAAACAGCAAAAUAAGUAACUUAAUAUCCACUUUAUGAAGAAGAAUCAGACUUUUAUUUGCAUUUAUUUUAAUUUAAAUGAAGUUUUUCUUGAAUUCCACUGAGAACAAUCCAACUUUACAAAUUUGAUUGUGAUUAACGUUUUUUAAACUCAGUUUUUAAUAAUCUUUACGUGUGCUUUCUCAUUUAAAAGUGCAUUCUACAUAGAUAAUAAAUUCAGCUGAAAUUUUAAAGAAAAAAACUUGAUUCACAAAUUAAAAUUUCAGCUCUUCAGAACAUUUGCUACCAGGUAAAAACACCACAUUACUGUCAGUCGACCCAUUAUUUAUUCCUUAUUGAAUCAAACUGAUUUUAAUUUUCCAGUUUGGGAAGAGGAAUUAAAAAUGCAUAGCACUGCUUAAAUGUUUUUGUCUUUGAUAAACACCCCAAUGCAAAACUUGUUUGCUUCUGAGGUGCUGUCGAAAUGAAAUAAACUUUAACAUGAACUUUUAACAGAUAUGCAAAAAACUAUGCGUCACAAAUGUGAACUUUUGAUGGUAGUUUCUUAUGCAGGAAGGUAGUUUUUUAAUCCCCCAUGGGAAAAAUCAAACAGACAAGCAGUCAGCAUUCAGUUAAAAGCUAGUUAAUUUAUCUCCAUGGUUACAGAUUUGCGGACCAAACCCAUCAGGUCAGCAGUACGUCAAUCUUCUUGUGCCUUGCCAUCCAACUGGGACGCACCCUGCUGCUGCCCUUGAGCAGGGCAGGCUGUAAUUGUUCCAGAAGGCUGAGGAGAAAAGGAAUGCGUGGUUCCUCUAAAUCUCCGACAAGCUGAGACACGUAGACUGAAACUGGGCGCGAGUCGAAGAAAGGAAAAGGGAGGGAGAGAGAGAGAAAUAGAUCAUAGGGAAGUAUCGCAGGUGAACAUGGAAAAUUUUUUCCUCCUAAUCAGAGUGCGCAGGACUUUAGUAGGAGAAAUUGUAAACUUUUGUCCAAUAAUAUGACUACAGAAAUUUACAAAAACAACUUCAGAGUGCAUUAAAUUUAAAGUCGAUAGGUGAAUCUGUAUAUUCAGACUUCACAUGCAACAGAAACAAAAAGAAAUAAGACUUAUAAAAGGAUAAAAACAUGAGAUAAGGGGAAAGAUAGGAUUGCAAAAAGACAGACAUUGUUAAAGUUUAGAGAAGCGCUUAAAGACAGACAACGUGUCUACACGGGGUGUCUGCAACCCUGAAAAAAAAAAAGAGUUUCUGUCUGAGUCGAGGUGGUCUGAACAUGUUCCCUGCUUUAUUUGGGAUGAUGAGGCAAGACCCUGGAAAAGUCUCCUCCUUCACUAUCCCACGGGAAUAUCACCACUCAUCCAUAGAGGAAGAGGGACUGAGAGGGAUGAUGUGAAGAUGAGGAGAAGAGAAAGAGGGAGGAGGGUGGAGAGGAAAAAGAAAGAUGUUUGUCUGAAAGGAAAGUGAAAGGUGUACAGCUCAUGUCAGAAUUUUUCAUUGAUUAUCGAGUCUGAUUUUUCUCUCUGCUGCUCUUCUUCUUCUUUUUCUACUUAACUUUGACCCACAAAUGAACAAACAUGCCUGUAAACAAACACGUGUUAAAAUACAACUUGAAGCACACACCCCAAACAAUUACCCUGGACCUGCAUUUGACUCAUACAAACAAUGGAAACGCUGCAGAACAUUUUGUCUUCUAAUUGCAACAGAGUCCCAGAAAAGAGCACUUAUUGUUAUACAGCAAGCGAGCAAUAACGCAACUCUUUGUGGAGCAUAUGAGCUGCAUUGUAUCUGCUGUGAACCCGCACUGCCUACGUGUAGUAUUACUGCCUGCAGGAAAUUUUCACCAAAACAUAAGGUCCUCUUGUUCCUUUAGGGUGUCAGUGGCCUGAGGAUACAGAAGACAGUAGAAACCAGUCUAGCAGAUAAUCUCUUAAAUUGGUGUAUAAUUCUGCAUUGAUUUUUAUCUGACCAAAUUUCUUAUUUGUCAUUUUGAUUGGCAGAGAAAAAACUGAAGAAUACUUAUUGUGACAUUUUAGAGUUACAGAGAGAUUGUUUUUCUUUUCUAUAUCAGCUGUUUAUGCUAGAAAGUAAUAAGGGGUAAACCAAAAUUGUAAUGAUUCUCCAAGGUUUAAAUCCCAAGAUGUCCUCUGACGGUAAAUACACCAGUUUUCUUUUCAUUUUUAAGACUGAUUCAAGUUAAUUUGCAAGGGUUUUACAUUAUUUUCAUUAAUAACUUUAUGACUUGACACUCUGUAGGACAUUGCACUGCUUCUACAAUCUACAAUGUGGUAUAAACAGUAUGGUAUGUUAUAAGAUAUAUGACACAAUAAAUACAAUAAGAGCCGAUACUUACUAUACUAGACCAGACCAUUCAGUCUGUAUCAAUUUAAUAUAAUAUGGCAUAAAUAUGAUAAGAUAAAACACAAUAUGCAUUGUUAGAUAAAAUGUGUUUCAAGAAGAUACAGUUAGUAUAAUAUAAUUUGAUAUGAGGCUUAACAAUGUGAUGAAGUCAAUGCAGUAUGAUUUAACAUGGUAUAAUAUGAAACAAUAGUGUAUAAUCUUAAAGGACACUUUUCAGUAGGAUACGAUAUUCAGGAAUUUACAGUUUGAUAUAUCUGCACAAACACACACACACACACAAAGAUAGAUAGAUAGAUAGAUAGAUAGAUAGAUAGAUAGAUAGAUAGAUAGAUAGAUAGAUAGAUAGAUAGAUAGAUAGAUAGAUAGAUAGAUAGAUGGAUUCAAUCUAAUACAGUGCAAUACAUAACAUUUGAUGUGACAUGGUUUUGUGUUGAACCGCAUCAUAAAGUCAAGUAUUAUUUUGCAAUGUAUUAUAAAGACAAGUAUCAUAUGGCUUCAUAUCAUAAUGUGACAUACUUUUCUUUACAAUACAAUUCAGUACUUGACUUUAUGAUACAGUUCAAUACAAAACCAUGAUCUGAAUCCUUACAAUACAAUAAUAUACAGUACAAUAAGAUAGAUACGGUACAAUAGAUAUGAUACGAUAUACCUCACAUUAUGAUAAACUUAUUUGUCCCAGUGGUGAAAUUUUCCUUUGGCAUCCAUGCUAUUAAAUAUAAAUAUUGUACUGUCAGGGUAAUUGAUUGUCAGCAUAUGUGGCAGAUAGCAUCCACACCACUACAAUAACUUACAACUGGAGCAUCAGUGUAGAGUAAUGAUGAAAUGUCCACAUUACAGUAGUCUUGGUGUUUACACUUCUCAAAACAACAGUCAGCUGCCACUUAGCUUAGCCCACAGAUUGGGAACCCAUUUUAACAACAAGCCUGGAGUUGCCUGAAGUUAACAAAACUCAACAAAGCUAAUUCAUCUUUAAAACUCACUUCCUAAUGUAAAUAUCUUUGCUAGGGCUUUGCAAACUUCUUUGGCCUACUUAUUAUGCUUGUUUGGUGAGUAAUGCUCUCCAAAACUUGCUGUUUCUACUCCCUUUUAUGUGUGACAAAAUUAAUAAAUGUGAAAAGCUUUAAGGGUGCCGGGAAACUUUUUCACCAUUGUUCCCAGUAUUUAACCGGCAGCUAUUUGGAGCUUCUUGAUGAAAGCAGAAACAUAAAGGUGACAUCAGCUUAUGCAAAUAUUCUGUUCAAGUAUGUCACUGUCACAGUAUGUCUGUUAUUGUUCCAGGCUUAAUACAGCAACCAGGAAGUGAAAUGAAUUAAGAUGUACCAUAUAAAAGGUGCAUGUCUCUCUGUUUAAACUCUGGGAAUGUUCCACCAGCUCAGGUCAGAGGUCAAUUAUGCACAUACCUGCUGUAAAUAUGAGUGUCCUGCAGGGGCUAAUUGUGAAGUAGGGCUGUAUCAAGCUUUAGCCUGAGGGACCCUCACUGAAACCUGAUAUGGAGAUGAGCCCAAUACCUGUUCUCUGUUUGGGUGGAACCACGAUCAAUGGCCCAAACACCAUAAAGUGGCUUAGUGUGUGUGCACACACAUGAGCGUACUCUCUGAAAAACUCAUUUCUGCCGCCUUCUAAGCAGUUUAGUUAAGUGCGAUGAUGAGUUCUUACCUCUGGCAUUACAGUUUUGACACCAAAUUCUACGUGUUGGAUCUCACUUGUCAACCAGUUUCAACCUUGAUUGCAAAUGUAAAUACGCUCACACACCUCUAAGGUUUCCUUUUACCUUUUACUGCUUUUCAUAGAUCAUGUGUUGCUAGUUUCAGUUGCUUAAUAAGUAUUGUAUCUGAGGUAAUGUUUCCUUGAAUCUUGACUCUCUUUGUCUUUCUUGGCAGAUGUGUCUCUUUGACAGGCCUUACUUCACUGAUUUGUCUGCACUGAGAAAACUGAGAGGUGGUGUAGAGAUCUGGUUUGUUGGGCAGAUGAGAUUAUCUCACGUCUGCAUCUAGCACGUCUGUUUGCGCGCGCGCGUGUGUGUGUGUGUGUUACUGUGCAUAAUCUCCAAGACUUCAUGUUAAAAUGCAGAAGACAGUUGCAUGCACACUUAAUUGUGGAUUUGUGUGUGUUUGUCUGUGUGCCUACAGCAGGUAUGUCAUUCCACAGUUGUUGUUAUCUUAGUGGCUCUUUCAGCUAGAUUCAUACCAAUCCCCACAAAACAAAAGCAAAGUUUAAGAGAGAAAUGAAAGAGGAAUGAGUCUUCACAAACAAAGCAGAGACUUUCCGCUGUGUUAAACAAACAGUUCUGCGUGCUUGGAAUGAUCCGACAUGCCAAAGUUAGUGUAGAGUAAACACCCAUCAUAAAUGACGGAAAGGCUGUGUGGUCGUAUAGAGAUAAAAAAGACCUCUGGGUAUGAUGCUCAUGAAGAAAUCUGCACAGAACUGACGUAUAUAAGUUUUUAUGUAACUUUGUCCUAAACUCAAGUGUCCUUGGUGAGAAUUCAAGCAAAUUCUUUGGAGUUAAAUUAUCUGCAUCGCUGAGAUUUUUCAGCGAAAAGUUUAAAGGCUGCAUGGUCGUACACUUCCUAGCACAAGAUGCUAUAAUUUCUCUGGGAAAGAAUAAACCUUAUUAUUAUAAACCUUAUUAUCUUCACAGUUUUUGAAACUGACAUAUGUAACGCAUGGCUGCAAAGUUUAACUAACUUUUUACAAGAGAAUGAUUUUAUUCAAAGUAAUGAUUACUCAAAAUUUAACCCUGUUUCUAGAAAGUUACACUUGUACAGAUAUAGUUGAUAUAAUAAGCCGUCAGAUUAGUGUUUUCUUUUACUUGAUGGAGGUAUUGUCAAUGCAAAGAAUGAAAAUUCGAUCACCCUAAAAACUAAUAACAUCCUAAAAAAACACUUGUUCCUAUCACAGACACUUGCAGUUAUUACUCAUGAGGUGGAAAAUAUUUGUCCGGUUUUGUAGCAAUACGGAGGUGCUUAUUUUGUUGCUUGUAAAAACCCCAUGUACUGUUGAAUUUCAACACACUUGCCCCCGGGCACGGCUCAGAGACCCACGUCGUAUUACGCAAUGCAGCGACUCUCCUCUGCAGCUUCCUCUCGCCUCAGGUGUAUAGUGUCCCAACCCUCUGAGGCCAUCAUGGAAACACUAAUACUGAAACUUUGAAGUGAUUCUUUGAAGCCCCCUUGACAGCUCUCCAUUUUCUCUCCCGUCCUCUCCAGUAUUACCAUAAAUCUGCCGCUUUUUCAUACUCUCCUCUGACACCUUCUCACCAUUCAGUUUUACACUUAUUUCCCCCGCUCCUUGACCCAAACCCUCUCCUCUCCUCUCAUCCCCCUCCUUAGUCCUGAUCCUUCACUUGGGGCCAUGUGGAGUUUCUGGGAGUGGCUGCUGCCGCCUGUUGGGUACAAUAUUAAAACAGGAAAAGGGGCUGUUAAGGAGGGGGGGUUUGAGGGUUCUCUCAGACUCUUGGAGCCUCUCUAGUCCAGGUCAAACAAAGUGACAGCAGCAUUCUGCUGAAGAGCUCUCACCUCAGUAUCAUGGCACUGAGGAGGUCAGAUCACCCGGUAGAGGUCAAAGCACCCUGCAAACACACACACAUCGGUAAAGGAACUGCACAUGGGGCGCAUACGACAUCUUAGUGUUCUGGAAACAGAAUGAGGCUUUUAACCAGAUUCAAGCCUCCUUUAAGGACUUAUUUGCUGCAACAAGACUUUGUCUCAGACCCAAAGGUGCUACAACCAAACAAUAAAAGCGGCUCACAAACACUGAUGCCUCUUUGCAAACCACUGAUUAUUGUGAUGCAGUUAUUUAGAGUUAAGCAUUUUCCACUGCUAAUAAUCUUAAUAAGAGGCAGAUUUAAAAAAGAAGCAGGAUGUGAUUUUUGUUGAAAAGAAAUUGCUUUUUGUAAACAUGAACAUUCUUAUGAACAGGACAGGUCAAAAAACAGAUCAGUGGUUACAAUUUGUCUGCAAAGGGACCCAAACUGAAGGUCCCCCCAGCAGUUGGUGCAGAAAAAAUUAAUUACUUAAAUUACAAAUAGCUCAGAAUUGCAUUAAAGCUCCUCUGAGGAGUUUUUGAAAGGUGAUGAAACAGACUGAAAUGAAUGGCCAUGUUUUCCUAUGAUGUACAAAAGCAAAUGGGAACACUUAUGACAAGAUUAACAAUAUAUAACAUGCAAUUUUCAACACCUGUUGCUGCUGUGACUGGGCUGGUACUCUAAACAAUCAGCCUUAGCUACUUCAUCUACAUCAAAUAGUCAUAAAUUUUGCAUUAAAAAAAACACAACAAGAGGAUAUUUUUGUUAAUUAACAGCACUUUAUAAGGAUGAGAUGAAACUAGCAAAAAUAGAAAUGUUAAGACUUUCUCCACAGGGGGCGCCAAAGAGAACACAGACAGAGAGUUCCUUACUGGAGCUUUAACAUGACUGCAGCAGAAGUUUUAGCCCAAGUUACAUAUGAUAGAAGAAAGUUGAGACUCUAAAGUUUUAGUCAAGUAAUAGAAUUAUUUGGGUGUUAUGGAAUAUAUUAUAAUGAAAUUAAUCUCUUUUUUAUAUGCUUUGUCAACAAAAAUAAAUAAAAACGUACCAGCUCUAAGUAGCUUAAACUAAGUUUGUGAGUGCUAAAUAUGAAAAAAGAGCCCCUACAGUGAUAAAGGUUUAAUAAAAGACAGUUUUUCUCCAGUAUUAUCAGGAACUUUGUCACUUUGUAUUUAAUUUAGGUGAAUAUUUCAGUAAACAUCACAAAAUGAACUUAGUCCGGGAAGUGUUGUUGGUAUGAAGACGGGAAGUGUCGCUAUUUAAGUAGAGCUCUUUUUGAGUCGAUGUGUUUGGGCUUUACGGUAACAGGUGCACCACAUGUUGCUUUCUUUCCCAGUGCUGAGGAGCAGACAGAGUGCAACAUGCCCUGCAGGCUCCCUAUAUCUCUGUCAACCUUCAGCACACAUUCCUCCAUGACAAACCAGGCAUUAGAUCAGUGAGACAGAUAGAGAAAGAAGAUGCAGAGAUAUGCAUGCUGUGUGGGAGUUGGUGAGAAGGAUUAACUGAUGAGCAGAAAAUGGUUUCUGUUUUAAUUGGUUGCUUAAUCUCGCAUGACUGUGUUUUUUUUUCCUGUUUAAAUGCAUGACCUUUAGGUUGAGAUAGGAAAGGCAAAGUGAGGCAGUGGUCAAACAGUCGUUACGAGGGGGAGCAGGAAAAAGUAGGUGAAAGGAGGAGUGAGAGGAACACAGGAAAAGAGAAAGAGAAAGAGGAAGAUAGUGGGAGGACAGAGGUGAUGAGAGAGCUCCUUCUCAACAGCAGUGGUGCAUAGAACCAGUGCUGGGGUCUGUUUGUAAGCCUCCAUGCAUGGUUGCAUGCUCACACGCACGGCCACACACACACACAUAACAAACCAGAGCAGUGGGACUCCGGGGUCCUGGUUUCACACUACAUGGGUCAGUUUCAAGGCAUGUCAGCCUGCCGUUUGAACAUCCUGUGAAGUUUUUCCACGUCUGUUUCAACACAGGGCCUUUUGGGAUCACUGGCAUUUUUACGCAAUUAAGACUUAAAAGCUCAACGCUGACAGUAAGAUUGAUGGAAAGUCAUGUAUUGUCAAUUCAUUGUCAAGUGAUUUUUAGAAAUGUUGAAGAUGAAUCAUGAUAUUGAAUGGACUUAUGACCUUUAUUUGCUGGCAUUGUUUCCCUUUCUCCCAAAUACGUAAAACCAUAUUUAUAGGCUUUUGUCAUCUUGUGAAUUUCCAGGAAGAAGUAUGUGUUUUUUUUAAGUGUGGCUUACAUGAAUCCACACGACUGCAAGAUAUCAAUUACUUAAGAUAAAAAAUUUAUAGUAUAUUUUGAAUUGAGGCUUUUAAUGCAGUGAACUGAUUUAAACUUACUCUAUAUCUCUACCCACUGUAUGCCUGUAUGUUUUAAAAUAAAGCUGUAGCAAGAGCAUGAUGAUACAGUCCUGAGAAAGUGAAAGGAAAGGGAACAAAGAAAGUGAAAAUAUUUCAGAACUAUAAUGACAUGAGUGGAACUUAAAAAAGUGUUUUUACACAUUUAUUUCCAGAUUUUAGAACUUAAAGCUCCUGUGAGGAAUUGUGUUGAUUUUGGCGCCCCCUGUGGACAAAACUGUACAUGUACCUUUUUAAGGAUAAUGUCCACUGUGUGAUCAUAUUCACUCUGGACUCUUAAAUAUGAAUGUAUAGCUUAAAUACCUGCCAUUAAAAAUACAAGAAUUAGACUUUUCUGUGCAGUUAGUUAGCUAUAAUGACACUUACCCCUGUUGGCAUUUUCUUUUAUCUCUAAUUAAAAAUUUUAUUGGAAGAAUUGGAGCAAAUGAAGUACAGACAUUUGAAAGACGUCAUUAAAAAGUGUGACAGAAAACUUUUUGCUGAUGCACUUGUUUGCUUCUGUUUGUCAUAUAGAGGCGUCAUAAUUAAUUUUAGACUGUUUUGUGAUUGUAAAAAGGUCUUACAGAAGCUUUAAGAACUUGCAGCCAAUGUAAACCAUGAAGUAUUCUGUAAGUAAUGCUCACAUUUGUACAUUAGAUCAUUUCUUAAUGAUUGUAUACAUUUUUUUUUAUAUAGGUAUGAUUGUCUUUUGCAUCAGGAAACUCUGGGUUUUUUUUUCCUGCAGUAAAAGAAACAGAAACAGCUGUUCAUGGGUGUGCUAAUUUCACAGUGUUGAUGAGGGACAGAUUGAGAAAAGCUAAUAAAGGCAGAGUGAGAGAGAAAACCCCGCAGAUGAGAGAAGCUCUUUAUGCUCUUCAACGAGCUGAUGAGAAGAGCCAGCAAGUGUGAACGACCCACAUCCAUGUUUCAUCGUCUGUUAAGUUAUUUCUCCCUAUUUUUAUUUAUUCUGAAAGGUUAGAUUGUCUCUGCUAGAGAGAGCCAAAAAGAAAAACGUAGACCUCUAAUAGAUAGAGAAGGUUUUAAUGAACAUUUGAAAAGGUGUGCCGCACCAAGGAAAUCUUUCUUCUUUCCCCUCUGACUUGAUGCCAACUUGCCCCUGGGCCUUGUGUGUCUGUGAGUGUGUGUUCAGGAGUCAGUGAGGGUGUGCGUACAAGUGUGUGUAUGUAUUUGUGUGGGCAGACUGCACAGCACGCACCCUUGUGUUUUACCACGCCAGAUCCCCUCGGGUGUCAGCCGCUAGAGGUGUACAUACACAUGCACACGUACACACACACACACACACACACAAAAGGAACAGAUAAACAUUCCCAAAAAAUUAUACACUCACACUGCACUUUCUAUCUCUAUCUGUGUGUGUUUAUGCGUUAGUAUAGGUGCACACAGGUCAGUGGGUGGAGAAUAUCCUGGACUGACAUGAAAACCUUAUGAGCCUCAUGCUUGUAGAUCCCUGGUUGCACAAGCUGUGAUCUUUGGCUGUACUGAAUAAGAAACGUGUGUGUAUGUGUGUGUGAUUUCAUAUUAUGAUGCCCUGAUGAAGCUACAAAAGCAAAAGAGACCAUCACCACAAGGACUGAUUGUGUCUUUAUCAUUGUUUUAAAUGUCUGUAACUGCUGCUGAGGUAAAUGUCAAAUACAGUGAUUAACUUUAAAAUGCUUAAUUACAUUUAUUUUCAAACUCCCUGCUGCAAAGAUCCUUCAGAUAUGAUAGACUUUUCUGUUUGAGCAAAAACAGGGUUAGAUAUUUUUUAAUUUUAAUUAAUCUAAAACAGAUGUCAGAAUUACUUCUGGUCUGUGGUGACCUCUGAUUAUUUGCCUCCAUAUAUUUUGAAUGUAUCUUCAACUCUGAUAACUUAAGGUAGCAAAAAUGACCUGUUUUAAUCUGUUUCCAAAAGAACUGAAAUUAAAUUUGAUGCCUUUUUACAAGUUUUAAAAAUUCAGAUAAAACUAACAGCAUAAAAAAAAACUAUACCUAACUGAACCAUAUUUAUGUGUUAUCCUCCAAUCUGCUGUGAAGGUGAAUCUGCAUGCUAGUCAGAUUGACUUAAUACACACUACCAACAUAUUUAGUUGUUUUAAAAAAGUCUAAAUUAAUUAAGUUCAGUUUUUACAGUGGGUUAAUAGAAAUUGCAGCUAAAAAAAGUCACUCAUGUUUCUAUUUUACGCUAAUCUAUCUUAAUCCCUUUUAUAUCUUAUCAUUUUAAAUUACUUUCUACUUUAUUAAGAUCCUAAAACCUUAGUUUCUCAAAGGCUCUUCUCCUUAGCAUUUCCUCAGAUGUUUUGUAAUAGGGUAUCCUCCUUUUCUUUUCCUUUUUUUUAAUUUAUCUUUCACCAAUAAAGAAACCAAAACCUUUAAAGCUCAUGGAAAUAACUGAGAGAGUGAAAAAUGAUACUGACUAACUAUUAGCAUAUUAAAGCCCAGUCCCAGAUCAAUCCUUGCUUUCUCAGAAUCAUUAAGGAGCCCUUGACACCUCCCGGAUCCCCAAUCUCACUCUUUUAUCCCACAUGUUAAUGAGGUCCUAAAAACUCCUGUCUUGUUGUCUUGCUAAGUGCUCUCCAGGCUGUACAUACUCAUGCACAUGCAUGUCAGUUUCUCUCCAGCCUGGGAAGAGUUAAUGAUCCUACACCUGUCCUAUCAGGCACCUGUUUCGGUCCUCUGAGCCAAUCAGAGCUCAGAGGGAAUACUUGGCUCACAUGAAAUAAAUCCGGGCCCCGUCUGAGGGAAUCACAACACUUGACUCAUCUGUGUGUCACUGCUCCUCUCUGCUAGACUGAUAGACUCUCUGAGACAGAAGGAGACACGCAGAGUUUAAAUCAAAGGAACCUAACCCGGCUGACUUGGACUGGAGACAUGACCAAAGAGACUGAGUAAGUUUUUUUAAAGAUUUUCUUCUGUUUUUAGUCUAAAAUUUGUAUUUACUCAGGUCAUUUUUUUGGUUCAAAAUGAUUUUUUUUCUCAACUAAAUCAGGAAAAUUCAAACUGGACUGUGUGUUUACUUCAAGAUGUGAUGUUAGAUUCUCAUAGGAGGUACAGAAACCCCCCCUUCUUCCUAUUUGCAAUGAGACCCCCAUGUGAAAAACCCCUGUUUUAAGAAAGGGGUGUUUUGCAGGGGAAAUCGAUAUGGAUAGUUUAAACACACACUCAGGUCUGGAGUUGACGGGGUCUGUUUCGGCUUGUGUUGUCACUAACCUAGGGGCCACUGAGCACAAAAGGACACCAGGGAAAUGAGAAUCUCCUCUUGAGGUGUUGCAGGGCAAUGACAGCAUGUAAUGCAUUGAGUUACAUAAUGGAGAAACCCUAGACACGAGCCCCACUGUGUGUGUGUGUAAAAACAUCUGCACUUGGCUGGUUUUGGGGGAAAUGGAGAGAAACUAAUGGGGCUGUAAUGGGUUUUUUUUUUUUUGCUGAGGUUGCUGGGUGUGAGAAGGAGAAACAGGUGCAUCUCAGAGCAGGUGUAUGAGCAGUGAAUAUCAGGCAAAGAAAUAUAAACUAAGGCUGUAAUAGAAGAGUUAAAGUUCACUCUUAAAUUACAGUGUAUCUAGUAUUUAAUGUGCUCUUUCAUUAACUCUUGCAAGAACCCACUUAAUUUCUUCAGCUUCUCUGCAGUUGUGAACACCUGUGCUCUCUCCCUCCUGUCAGCACAUUUAAUUAUCUGUUUAUGCUGAGUAAACCCUGCUUAUUUGUUCAUUAGCUACUUCAAACCCACUCCAAAGGGGGCUUAUCCUAGUAGGCAGGAUAUAUACAAUCCAGUGCCACUGUGAGUCUUUCCAAACAAAUCCAAUCCUCAGAAUCCCGAGCUUUACCCCCUCAUUACAAGUGACAAGGGAAAGCAGAGCUCACCUGAGCGCAAUUGUGGGUUUCUAUUUACAUAGCGGGAUAUCUUGUCAUCUCUUUUGAGACCAAUGCAAAUAAGUGAGUUUGGAAAGGAUUGGAGGUGGGGGUGUUAGUGGGUGGCCUUUUAAACCUUUUUGACACCACCGCUCCUAAAGGGAUGUUACUCAGCUCUGUGGUUUUGCAAUCGAAACCCUCCACGCUCUGAGGCAAGUAUGUGCAGCGCCCCGAGGCUCAGGUACUGCUGCGAAAUUACGGCAUAGACUUACGCCGUCUAACUCCGUUUAUCAGAAGACACUAAAAUAUAUUUGUUUUACCUCAACUAAAUCAAUCUUAAUUUCUUCACUUUGAAUAAAUAUCUCACUGUUUUUGUCUCUUUUUUUUCUAGGACUCUGGGACUGAUCUUUCAGAGUGAGAAUUUCAACUUAAACCGUUACACUAACCACAUCAUGGACUCUUGGUCCUACCUGGAGAACCCCAUCCCUGAGCCAAACCCCCCCAAACCCAGACUCCACCCGGGAGACGACUUGGCAGCGUUAACCAUGCUUUAUGAACAGUGCAAGGUAGAAACUGAAGGAAGAAACAGACACUGAAGAAGAAUUCUCAAGGAAAUCCCAAUUUUUUUCCCCCUUUCACUAACAUGUUGUUUUUGUCUCAGAGCCAGAAAGAGCAGAAGAACGCCAGCUGCAACCGUGGAGGAAAUAUCUGCAAAACAACAGAGAGGUAAGACACAUGAUCCACCUUUAUGUAUUGUUGGAGGAUGCUAAAACAGAGAGGGAAAGGCAGGGCUACUGGUGGCCAAAAACACGUGAGAGGGUAAUCCCCAAAACAAACAGUCUGAGGGAUUAUUGUCUACCCCUCCAGUCCAUCCAUCCAUCUCUCCUCUCACUAUCAUCACCUCGGCCUUGCUGUGAGUUUCCCAACAUGUGUUGUUUUUUCCCUUCUUCUGUCUUCACUCCUGCGGCUUAUUGUCGGGAGAAAAACGGCCAUUGUUGGGGUGCGGUGUUGUCCUUUCAAACAUCUUAACCAGAGAAACUCAAACAGAAAAGAAAGAAAGCUAGAUUAGGGUACAAACAGAACCCACCCAGACUCAAACCAAAUCUGUCUUCAGGCUGUCCUGGCGGUAGCUGUGUGUGCUCAGAGAGUUUAGACUAGUGUUUGUUUGCACAGGCUUCUGUACUGUUCUGCAGGCCCUACACUUUACACCACUUUGAAGGCUGUUUGUUCCUCUGUUUUCCUCUCUUUCUCUACAUGGGUGUAGUAUUUCUGAGUCAUGCUGAUUACACAUAAGUGGUUAAAUAGAUUUGUCUUUCCCUUUUUUUUUAUUCCAGGACUCCAACAAACGCCAAUGACUUUGUUUCACUGGAGACAUCUGCCAACGUCAUGAAGAUCCUCUCUGAGGGUGUCCCUCUGAGCCAUGCUCAUGAGGUUUUGGGGUCCAAGCAUAACCCCUCUCUGCCAGUUGCCACCACCUCAGACACAUAUGCCACUUUGACCAGCGUGGUAGCGGACACUUAUGACAAGCAGGAGCUCAACAUUAUCUUUGACUCCUUACUGCAGAAGUGGCCAGAGAGCGGGGCUUUCCCAGACCCUAGCACUGAGGUAAAUUUAAAAUCUUUAUCUGAACGUCCAUCCAUGAUUCCUUGUGCUUGUUUUUGAUAAUUCCCUCUUGAAAAUACUAACAAAAUUUCAUUAUCUUUGUGGAUUUUAGACUCUUCCCUACAGCGAUCCCUUCCCUGAAGACCACUCCAGCCCGGUCUACUCAGGCUCCUACACCGGCUCUCCACCAGAGAGAUUCAGGAGCGAGUUCCAGUUUUCUUUGGGUGCUCCUCUCGCUUCUCCUUACAAGUCCAGCGAGCUGCCCAUGGUUUAUCUGAACAAGGGCCAGUUUUACCCCAUCACUCUGCAGGGGGUGGACAGCAGCGCCUGCCUCACUGCCACUAAAGUCAAGGUGAGUCAUCAUUAGGAAAGCCGUGAGCACUGACGAUUUGGAGAUGAUGAUUUAAAGUUCCUGCUUUGUUUAGUUUUAUGACACAUUCUGUUAGAAAAAAAGGUGACUUUUGCUCUAGGUGGCAUCCUUCCCUUCAGGCCUUUUUUCACCCACAAAUUCCUUGCGUGCCACCGAGCCAACCCUUCCCAAUGAUCCGUCCCUCCCUUGGAGCCAGCUCCUCAGUGACUAAUUCCCUGCUGACGUCCUGGGCACAGGGCCGCUGCCAUUAAAAUGACAGUGUCCUGCCCUGUAUAAUGUUUUCUAUGCUGGUGUAAUGAGGCCAGAGAGCACAGGAGCUCAGCUCUGACUGUCUGAGGGUGGAAAAAAAAAAGAGUGGCGAACAAGAAGAGGGGGAAGGUGUGGUGUGAUUUUAAAACAUCGGUGACAGCCCUUUUUCUUAGUCAAGUGAAUCAGAGGAUAAGACCAUGCACAAACACACACCCGCUCACUGCAAAUAACCCAUGACGAUGUGCGGAGAAUAGGAGGAUUUAGAGUGAUAAAUGGAACAUGGCGGCUUUGAAAAAAAGACUCAGUCCUUUAAAGAGGUGCAGGCAGGUUAAUGAAUGGCAUACAGCUUGACAAAUCUUCCUAACUGUGUUUUACUGUCACCUCUCCUCCUCCACAACAGACAGUGGUGAUGGCUGUCUUCGAGAAUGACAAGAGUCCAGAGAUGCAGCUCCGCUUUUGGAAUCACUGGCAUGCACGUCAGCCCACCGCCAAGCAGAGGGUCAUUGACAUUGGUAUGUUGCUCAAAGUCCCCGUACACCUGGAUGUGCAUGAUUUAAGCUGUUACAUAAAAGUGGAAAUAUGCUCAGAAUUCUCCUUUGAUAGAAAAAGAAGAUUAAAAACGUCACUUUUCUUCCACAGCCGACUAUAAAGAAGUAUACAAUGGCAUCAGCAACAUAGAGGAGGUGGCCUUCAACGCUCUUUCCUUUGUUUGGAACCCCACUGAAGAGGCGAAGGUAAACCCGCACUUGACAGAUCAUGACUGAAACAACAAUGCAUUGAUAUUUUUAUAUAACGCUGCUCUAUUAGGCCAUAGAGAAGGUGCAAAACAGGUGGAGGGUUUAGAGGAAAAGAGAGGAAAGGUAGAGAAGGAAGGUGGAGAGUGAAGGAGUGGCUGAGGGAGGGAGGGGAGGAAUCCCAGAAAUGUGUUUGGCCCUGAGGGCUCCUGUCACCACAGCAUGCGAGAGCCACGACAGCUAAUUUGAGCGUCUCUGUGGCCUGAAGGCGCCGGGGUGGGGCCACCAAACCUGCUGCAGGUGCAAAGAAGGAAGAAGACUAAGGAGAAGAAAGACUGUGAUUUAAGAUGAAUAAAAGUGUUGUGUGUUUGAGAGAGAAGACAGUGUUCUUAAGCCCACUCCAAACAUAUGACACCAUGUUGUGCACAGUUUGAUCCCUUCUUUAUUGGUACAAAUCGUGAAAACUGUCAGAACAUUAUCGUCGUUAAACUCCAUGCUCUCUUUGUCUGCAGGUGUACAUCGGCAUCAACUCUCUGAGCACAGACUUCUCCUCUCAGAAGGGAGUGAAAGGCCUGCCUCUCAACAUUCAGAUCGACACGUACGACUUCAGCUCAGGAACAAACCAGCUCAUACACAGAGCUGCCUGCCAGGUCAAGAUUUUCUGUGAUAAGGUACGUCGCUCGAGCUGAUUUACUUCCUUUCUUAUUCUUACAUGCAAAAAGGAAAUUAAUGUUUCAUAACCGUGCGGCUGUGUUCCCUCAGGGUGCGGAGAGGAAGAUGCGCGAUGAGGAAAGAAAGAGAUCCAAAAGGAGGGGAAAGAACGAUGCCAACAGUGAGUGUUGCAUCCGCCAUUAUAUACUGAUUAUGUGAACAAAGUCUUCAGAGAGUGUUUUUUUAAUAUUCGUGGUUGUUUAUUUGCAGCCAACAAAUCUUUGGUGAGCAGCUCGAUAGGCAGUGACUGCACCUUCUUCCAAACUCUGGAGGACCACGUUACCCAGCCUGUCCUCUUCAUCCCAGAAACACACCUCUCCAGCUUACAGCGCAUGGUAAGUCCUCCUACAACCGCGGUUUGUUAUUGGCAGUAAAUCCCUUCUCUUUUUUUCCCCUGUCGAGUGAAUCAUGUUCCCGACCCUCGUAUCCCUGCAGGCGAUAGGACAGGCACGAGAGAGGCAGGGAAAAAACUGUGGGAAAGUAUGCAGUGGGAAAAGUGGGCUGGGAAAAGGAGAGAGGGGGGGAAGGUGUCAGUGAAAGUGAGGGUAAAGAUCAGGUGAGCCAAGUGGAGUCGAAACCAGGCGCAGGUACAAGCCGCAGCAGCAACUGACACUGAUCUCAGUUUGUGGGGGUUAAGACGAAAACACACACACACACAUACACACACACACCUGUUGGGCCUUACAGUAUGCACCACCCUCAUGUUUCCUGUGUCUUUCACUAACACACACUUGCAAAAACAUUGAGGUGAGGGUGCUGUUCAGACAGGCCAGUUUUCCCACGCUGUGCAGUCUAGAGUGACAUACAUAGAGAAGAAGUUUCCCCGACUUCCUGCGAUCGCAGAAUGACGUAAUAAUACAACAAAGACAGAAAACGUCUUCGAUUGGCUGACGUGAUAAAGUGUAGGACGCUUCUAUCUUUAUGUCUGCAUCAGCGCCCGUGCGUAUGUUGUUCUGUUAGAGGUUAUGGGAAAUGCAGUCUUAAAGAAACGAUAAGAUUCCUUUUGAAGGCAUCGCGCUCAGACAAUGGUGGGAAGGGGAGCAUUAGGCAAUGCUUUUUAUCAGUGGAGCGGUGUCUCAUCAGAUCUCUAAUCAGGUCUCCCUCUGUUUUUGUCUUUCUAGGCCGCUCCCAUGGACGAGGUUGACAGGUAAGCAAGGACAAGAUUACGUUUAACAGCUAGCAAACAUAGCUGGUUAUUUUUCUCAUUUGAACAUAGAGGCUAUUUAAGUCUAAUAAGAGUGUCUGUUUCUGUUUGUAAAGGAGUUCAAUGAAAAGGAUGUACCAAAACAGAGACCAGACCAGCUCUCCACCGAGCAAGCUAGCGCGCAGAGACGACCCACAAAGAGGUAGAUAAAAGAUGCAAAUAUGAACGAUUAGCCACUUAGCUUCCCUUUUUCCUCUUGCUCAAUGUUUCCUGUCUUCCAACAGUUCUUCUGUACGUGAGAACAGGCGCCGAGGAGGUGUUUGACGCCCUCAUGCUCAACACGCCAACGCUGUCCGGUCUCCGAGAAGCCGUAAGUAAACGCGCUCUUAACUUCAAAACAUUCCUGAAUGAUCUGACCUGAUUUUCCUCCAUUUUGUCUUUGUUGUCUCCCUCCCGUAAACACACGCUUGCAUAGUACAUCACGCUCACAUAGCAUUGUCUCUACGUGACGCUAUCUCUCAAGCAUAUCAUUUGCCUUUCAGCGGAUCACGCUAACUGUCAUCUUACGUUCCCUUCCUCCCUCAGGUUUCAGAAAAGUACGGUAUGCAAAAAGACACCAUUGGGAAAAUCUACAAAAAAUGCAAGAGAGGGUGAGUGUCUUCAUGCUUUUUUUGUCAGUUGAAGGUGAUGCUAUUGUGCAAGUGGCUUUACACACAUGUUGGAUUCAAAGAGGUCAUUUCAGGCAGGUGAUGGGCAUAAAUUGAGGGCUUAGUUUGUCAUUUCAACCUUAUCCUUCUUGAAGGAAGCUCAGGUCGACAGACAGGGUGGGUAGGUUGGUUGGCUCAGCCUGCUGGAAUGUGUUAAUUGUAUCCUCUAAAAGAAAGACGGGUGACUGAAAGGGAAUCAUUUUUGAAGUCUUUCAGAUGAGUCACAGCUGAUUGUUGUGCUUCUUAUUGUUUUCAUAACCUCAUCUCAUUCGACCAUCAGGAUGUUUCUGUUGUUAAAAGAGAUAUCUAGUUUGAUUAAGCUGAUUCCCGUCUCUAACUAGAGGUUGUCCGUCCAGUUUUUAACCUUUUCCAUCCUGUUACAUUUUUAUCAGCUUAACAGUAACAUAGGUACAGCUAUAUGCUCGCUCCGCCCAACAAAAAACCCCAUGACACAUUUAUUGCGACACAUAGUCUACAGCUGUCAAACUUAUCCUAGUCUGAGCCUCUGUCUUUAAAUUAAAAGAAGAGAUCAGAGGACAAGUGUUGGUAAAAUCUCCUUAGGAGACACUGGAACACCUUUGGGUGGUUUUCCCCGCUGCGUGCUUGUAGCAGGCACUUCAGGGGGGAGCAGCUAAGCUAACAGGUUCGGUUACAUUCUCCCCGCGGUUUCCUCCCUCCUCUUCACCUCUUGUCUUCAAUCAGCCUUGUCCCUGCAGGCAGAAUGCAUAAGUUCAGUCAUUAAAGCCUUUAAGACUUACAGGUUAGAUUGAGCGGAGGGAGGGAGGAGGAGGAAGGUGACCUGAUUUACUACCUGUACUGAUGCAGGAGAUAGACUGCCCGGCUGUUUUUUAGACUCAGGUGCUUCCUCUAAACAAAUGACAUGUUGUCCAAAUAACAAACCUUGUGUCCUGUUGCCUGUGAGUGAAAAAUAGAGCAUGAAGUGUUAAGAGUCAGUGUACUAUUCAAAGACAGCUCUGUUUCAGUGGUGUGUUCAGAGGGGUGGUAAGGGGUGGCACAGCCCCCACUAAAUUAGUUCAGCCUUAAAGUUCUGGACUAGAGGUAAAAACUAUUUGCGCUGUAACAAGACAUGUAGUUUUCUUUGCAUAUAAUUGUAGCGCAUUUUCUUAACUCAUACAUUUUUGUAAGUGUUGCCACUCAGAAAAAAUAUAUAUAAAUAUACGAAUACAUAAUCUCAUGUAUAAUCUAAUUAUGGAUGUAGGCACAAUACAGGCCACCCCUGCAAAAGUGAGUUGGGCCACCCAAGUCAAAAUAGUUUGGAUCCACCCCUGCUCUGUUUUUAUUUUAUCAUGUUGAGUUUCUUUGUGUAUACCUGACUAACUCUUUUUCCUCAUCUAUUCUCCAGGAUUUACGUCAACAUGGACGACAACAUCAUCGAACAUUACACCAACCAGUCGGCCUUCCUCAUCGAGAUGUCCGAGGUCGCCUCCGGACAGUUCCAGGUCACCCUUAUUGAAGUAUGAAAACCAGCAUCCAGUCAGCUGCCUGCACCACUGAAGGAUGUUUUAAAAGAAGAAUUCACAGCUGCCUUUUUAAACCAUCUCCAAAAGCACUGCCCGACCAAAGACAAUGUGAGCUGUGACUGCCAAAACCAGUACGAGAACUGGACUGAAGAGACCCUUUCCAGUUUCAAGCUAAACCUCAAAGCCUUUUCUCGGUUAUGUAUAUACCACUUACCCCAGUUCUCCUGACAUGUUUGUUUGAAUUUAAUAUUCUAACGUAAGAGCAUUUAUCAUGAACAGUUUGUAUAUAUAAUGUAAAUAGAUUUUAAUAUGACAGUGUUUAAUGAAACAGCCAUGUGCGUGUCGCGAUCCAUUAUUUCCGCAAAUUAUGUAUUUCAAUUUUUUUACAGAGCUCUGCACAUGACCUGUGUACAGAGUGUUUUUCAUUUAUGCAUUUUAUAAGAGGUUGCUGUUCUUGCUGCUUUCAAUGUACUCAUCAUUUCUUCUACAAAACUCACCCACAACCAACUCAUGAUGUUGCCACGAGUGUGUUCCUGUUGGUUCCUCUUAGUUUCACGACUAUUGUAGCCCGACACUGGGCAAAGUUCAGAACCAAAAGUCAGACAUUUCCACCAAACAAACCACACAAGAGUUAGUAUUGGCCCUCAUUUAGCCCAAAAUGUGGACAUUUCCUGCCUGUAUAGGGUAACCACAGACCUGACCCCCUCCCUCUCUCCUUCUCCCCUAACCCUGCCAGAGGUUUUUCACGGUAUGCAUGUACGUGUGUGUGUUUGUGUGUAAGAGGUUGCAGGAUUUUUUUUCCUCCUAUAUGCAUCAUUUCAAAUCAAACAUGUAUCCCUGUUAUAUUUCAUUAUUUACCAUGGCAAUUCUGGUUGUAUUAGCAUAUCUUGCCUCUUUUAUAAGAAAAUAAAGAAAAUGCAUGAUAGA